AUGUGCACUGAGCAGCAGCUGGAGAUGGAGAUCCGGCUCUUGGAACAGCAGCUGGCCAAUGCCGAUGGCUUCCAGGAGCCGCAUGUCCUCCCAGAUUCGGAGGAGGCACGUCCACCCGCGACACCGCCCCGGAUUGAGGUGAAGCUUGACCCGAGCGCCUUUGUGUCUGAUUACGCGCACCUCACCCGCAGCGAGUACAUCAAGCUCAAGGCGCAGCGCCGGGACGCGGCUUUGGCCAUCCAGACGCAGAUCAAGGUCUUCCUGGUGCGGCGCUACAUGUGCGUGGCCCGGCGGGUGCCCUCGCUGCGGAGGAUCCAGGCCUCCUGCCGCUGCUUCCUGGCGCAGGCGGAGAUGAAGGAGCGCAGGAUGAAUCAGCAGCUGAAGUUUGUGCUUCUCAUGACCCAGCUGCAGGCGAAGAUCCGCCUGCGGCUGAAGCGGAAGCGGAUGGAAAAGCAGCGGCAGCAAGACGAGGAGGAGCGGCUGUGGCAUGCUGCGCUGCGAAAGCUGCAGGGCGAAGCGGCGGUGAAGGUGGCCUCGAAAUGCCGGAGCUUCUUGGCCGGCGCUCUGCUGGCCGCCGGGCGGACACCGCAGAGUGUCAAGGAGAUCCAGCGCAUGUGCCGCGUCCACUUCGCGAGGGUCCACUUGGUUCAGCGCAGGAUGCUCCACGGCGCCGCGCGGCGCGUGCAGCUGGCCUGCCAGGUCCACUUGAGCCGGCGGCAGGUUCUGGAUCAGCUCGCCCUCGUGCGCGAGCAGGAGCGUCUUCGGAUCCGUGCGGUGCUGCGAUUGCAGACCUUGCUGAAAGGCAUGCGAGCGCGGCAAGAGCUGCAUCACCUGCGGGUCCUGAAUGAUGAGGCCGAGCGCCGCCGCAGGCGCUUGGAAGAGGAGCGCGGGCCGGAGGCGCGUCUCAGAGGAGAAGUGAGCCCCAUGAAGCAAACCUCAUCACAGACCCAAGCGGGAAACUCCGAAGCGAUGGUGGCCAGCCAUGGCCUCGUCUUCGGCAGAGGCUCGGCGAUGAAAGCGCUGGCCUGGUCGCUGCCGGCCUCUGCGCUCACGGUGCUGUUGCACCAGUGGCUGGACGCGGACCUGGGGCAGCAGUUGGAGGGCUGUGAGAUGAUUUGGCUGGGCUUCAGCGUUGUGCUUGGGGUUCUGGUCGCUUUACGCAGCUACCACGCCUACACGCAUUUCUGCGAGAGGGCGUCGACUCUCCACCAGGUCAGCAAUGAAUGGGGCAUCGCCUUGACCAAGCUAUUGUCUUUCUGCAAUUGCGCGGUCGGCACCCGUCCGGCUGUCUUGCAGCUUCAGCAUCUCCUGACGCGGCUGAUGAGUCUUCUGCACAGCACCGCGCUGGCGCAGUGCUGCGGCCUGGAAGACGGCGUGUUGGAAGUUCUGGAUUUGAGCUGCAUCAACAAGGAAAGCUUAGCGCAGCUGAAGAAUACCUCGGACCAGUGUGAGACGCUGCUCCUUUGGUUGGAGCGAUGCAUCCUGGAGGCGGAGCGCCAGAAGGUGCUGGACGUGCCUGCACCCAUAUUAUCUAGUGCCCUUCAGCAGCUGUCCCAUGGAAUGCUGGGUGUUUUGAACUUCCGAAGCAGAAGCGAGAUCCAGCUCCCAGGGCUCUUUUGGCAGGUCUUGUCCUUUGGGCUCACGGCCCACUGGCUGUUGACGCCGGUGGCCAGUCAGCUGCUGCGGCCCUGGCUGGCGGGCAUCAUCAUUUUUGCAGUUGAGACUGCGUACUUCACCCUCUUCUACCUUGCUCAGGAGCUGGACGUAGGGGACAGCCAUUUGCCGCACAAUAUGCAAAAGCAGUUCAACGAGAAGCUGCAGCGCUUGACGUUGCCGCAGUCCCAUGCCUUUCCAGACUUCAAGAAGCUCCUGGACCCCGAGCCGAUGGCAUCGCCGCCGUCCUUGCACAGCUACUUCCUGGACCAGGACGCUUCAUCAUCCCUGCCGCCAUCUGUGCGGCCGUCCGUGGUGCCAUCCACGCCGCCAUCCCAGCCACCAUCGCAGCCGCUGUCCGGGGGGGCUAUGCCCUCCCUCGAACUGGACCUCACAGAGGACUGCACAGACACAGAGCAUGACACCGUGCUGUUGGCAGACGAGCUGACCUUGUAUGAGAUACAGGAGUGGUUGAUGCAGCUGCACGACGGCAUGACGCAGAUGGACCAGGACUUGCUGGAUGCUUUACAGGAAGCGCAGGUGCUGCCUGACAGAUGGCCCAUCCAUCCUGAACACGGCAUAUCAGUACCCUCACUGGCCGGGAGGCUACAGGACUUCUUACAAGAUGAGCGCACGGAUCCAGAGAUUCGGCAGAGACUGUGCUGGUCAAUCCGCAGCGCAGAGCCCAUUCAGCGGGUGCAAGCCUUAAAACCCCCGCUGCCGAGCUGCGUCCGGCUCAAAGCAGUCGAGCUCAACGCGGAUCCGCCCGAGCGCCAAGCAGAGCCGAUGAUCGAGUAUAAGCAUGGCACCUGGGGGAUGGCCGUCUUGGCUCGGCGCCGCGGCUCUGUGAUCCCCAAGGCCUUGGUUUGGUCCUUACCUUGUGCCCUGAUCACCGUGCUGCUGCACAGCUUUUGGGACACGGAGAAAGGCGAGGCCAACCGCGAGAUGGAGGGCAUCACCACGAUUUGGUCCAGCUUCACUUUCGUGCUUGGCUUCCUCAUCGUCUUCAGGAGCAACCAGGCCUACUCACGAUUUUGGGAGAGCGUGACCUUGUUCCAGCAGACCAGCGGAGAGUGGACCAGCGCACUCAGCAACUUGCUGUCUUUCUGCAGGGCAGAGGCGGAGUACAAGGACGACGUGGAGAAGUUCCGACAGUAUUUGAUUCGCCUGCUGAGCCUUCUGCACUGCAAUGCGCUUCAGACCAUGUGUGAGCUAGAUGACGACUCCCUGGAGAUCUUGAACCUGAACGGCAUCAGCGAGAGGAGCUUGCAGCAUUUGAGCCGCAGCCCUGACAGAUGCGAGACGGUCCUGCUGUGGAUAGAGCGCCUGAUCAUCGAAGCCAACAACAAAGAAUUGUUCGACGUGCCGCCGCCCAUCCUCUCCCGUGCCUUCCAAGAGCUCUCUCGCGGCAUGGUGGGCGUCACCAACGUGCGCAAGAUCCGCAUGAUUCCGUUUCCAUUUCCGUAUUCGCAGUACUUGUCCCUGAUGCUGAUCGCGCACUGGAUCCUCACCCCAUUUGUUGCGAGCCAACUGGUUUUGAAGGCUUGGUGGGCGGGAAUCAUCGUGUUUGUGGUUUCCACGUCCUUCUGGACGCUGUUCUACAUCGCCCAGGAGAUCGAUCAACCCUUCGGGGAAGAUGCCAAUGACCUCCCGGUCCGCGACAUGCAGAAGGAGUUCAACAUGAAGCUGGAAUACUUUGUGAAGCCCCUCUCCUUCACUCUCCCCGACUACACCUUCACUGCGGAGCGGCUUCCCGUCCAGGUGCUGAGCUCAAGCACCUUCAAGCUGGACGGGAGCCUCUCACUCGGGGAGCCUUCUGAAGAGCUGCUGAGCCCGCGUCCGGAGAUACAUGUGGCCAGCUUCGAGCAGCCCGACGAUGCCACGCUUGCGGCCGAGCUCUGUUUGAAGGAGCUGCGCUUGCUGAUCCGGGAUUUGGUGCCUCACGGGGAGGAGGUGUGGGAGGAAUUGGAGGAGCGGCAGAUUGUGCGAUCGCCGCUCUCGACGAGCCGCCGCAACCCCCCCGACGAUCCGCCGGAGCGGAUAUCCCCCCGCCAGCUUCUGGUUCGGCUGGACGACUUCUUAGCAAGGCACGGAAGGUCCGAUCUCGACUUCGUGCAGAUACGACUUCUUCGCGCUGUGCUGUCUGACCGGCUGCAGAGACUGAAACGGAUAUGA
This is a messenger RNA of Effrenium voratum, 3828 nucleotides long. Lineage: Eukaryota; Dinophyceae; Suessiales; Symbiodiniaceae. The record is from the annotation of a GenBank genome assembly.